ACAGUUCUGGAACUGGAAUUACGUGAUGGCCACAUCAGACAGUUGCAGAGAACGCCAUUCUGGCUAAUGAUUGAUGCUAUUCGGGCUAACGACUUGGAUCCUAAAAUGUUCAAAAAAUGUGAUGCGACAGUAUGUCGGGUAAUACAAACUUACAACCCUGAAGAUGAGAAAUUCCACAUCGGUGGAGCUAAGUUACCAUUGCGCAACAACGACAUCAGGUUGAUCUUCGGCGUACAAUGUGGGAGGGAGAAAUUGGAUAUGACACAUGGUGGGAAAGGGCCGUCUGAUUUCAUCCAAAGACGUUGCGCAAAAGUUAGCCGAAUUUCUUCAAAGUUAAUAAAGGACUUGCUGGGAGAAGCAAUAUGUGGUCGUACAGAGCGUGACGAAGAAGAUGUGGCGAAAUUGCUGUGUCUUUAUGUGUGCGCCAAGUUAUUUUUCGCAACGACCGGCGAGCAUAUAGGUUGGGCAUUUGUCCGUGUCAUCGACAAACUGGACACAUUGCAACAGUAUGACUGGAGUGCAACAAUAAGGAACACAUUGAUUGGGUCACUGAAUGAGAUGCACAAUAAGCCGGAGAAGGUCACUGGUUGUGUAGUAGCAUUGCUGUUUCUUAUUUGUGAGCAUUCCAACAUCAUCGCUCCGGAACGGCCUGACGUGACACCACGAUUUUGUCGAUGGAACAUUGCAUCCGCUGUGGGUAAACUAAGAGCAAUAAAUUUGUCGUCAGAAGGUUGCUUUGAGGUAUGGAAUUAGAACCCUUUUAAUUGUUUUUAAAAAUUUUCCAACACCAAACUUUGAAA
This is a messenger RNA of Camellia sinensis, 800 nucleotides long. Lineage: Eukaryota; Viridiplantae; Streptophyta; Magnoliopsida; Ericales; Theaceae. The record is from RefSeq and is a predicted model, not a curated record.